GUUGUUGUUCUGGUGUGUGAGGAGAAUAUUUGAGGCUCUGCAGUAAAAAUGUCUUCACUUCAGUCUCUGGGAGAGUUGAUCAGCUAAAGCGACUAACUGCUGCUGCUGCAGAAAUCUUCUCACCAGGCUGUGGAAACUUUCUUCUCCUCCUCAACAACUUGGUGGAGUUCUUUCCAGAACCGGAGAAGAUAUUCUGCGGUCUUCGUGACAAUCGGAGCUCCAGAAUCAGGUUGUGGAUUGAAGAGGUUCCCUCUAUCAGACUCGCUCAUCUGAGUUGGUCAUGAUGCAGGAUCGCUGCUCGCUCUCUGAUCCAUCCUGCUCACACUCUCCGACGGAAACGCCCCGAAUCUGAAUGUGACUCUGGAGGAAAAAGCGGUUAGCUCUACUCCGUGAACUCUGCUGUUAGCUAAACACGGCUAAAGAAAACCUGCUACCACUUCAGGAUCUGGGACUGAUUCAUCGUGUGUUCUUCACCACCUGGACCUGGACAGCAUGGACACAGUUCCUAUAAAAAGUGAAGAUGAAGAGAAGCCUCUGUUCUCACAACUUCAUCAGCAGCAAAUAGAAGACAGAGAUGUUCCAUCCAGCCGCUCAGCUGACCAGAUUAAAGCAGAAACUGGUGGAGGAGCAGAAACUAGCAGGAACCCAGAUCUGAACCCUCAAGAACAAACAUCUGAUUCUUCAGAGACUGAAGUUAGUGGAGAUGAUGAUGAUGAUGAUGAUGAUGAUAUGAAUCUAGACUCUGAACUGCCAAACUCAGGGUCUGAAAUUGGAGACAAAAACAAUGACUGGAAUGAGAGCAGGUCUUUUCAGUCAGAAGUUAAGACAGUCAACAAAUCUUUUAGCUGCCCUGAGUGUGGUAAAUUAUUUCCCCAUAAGCGGUCUCUCCAGAAACAUGUGAGAGUGACAAGUCAUUCAGCAAUAUGCUCUUCAGGCUUUUUGAUUAAUAAUAAAAGUGUUGGAGUGAAGCAACAUCUAGACUCAGAUAGGAAAGUUCAGAAAGAUCUAAAAUCAUUUAGAUGUGACGACUGCGGAAAAAUAUUUAGUAUAAAAUCCCAAUUAAACAAACACAUAAGAGUCCACACAGGACAGAAACCUUUUGCCUGUGAGCUUUGUGGACAAAGAUUUAGCCGUAAGUCAACUUUAAGUGAUCACAUGAGAGUCCACACAGGAGAGAAGCCAUUUCCAUGUGAGCUCUGUGGUCAAAGAUUUAGCCUGAAGUCAUCUUUAAACAGUCACAUGAGAGGCCACACAGGGCAGAAACCUUUUGUCUGUGAGUUUUGUGGAAAAAGAUUUAGCCGUAAGUUAACUUUAAAUACACACAUGGGAGUCCACACAGGACAGAAGCCUUUUCCCUGUGAGCUCUGUGGAAAAAGAUUUAGAUUGAAGGGAGAUUUAAACAAACACAUAAGAGUCCACACAGGACAGAAACCGUUUGUCUGCGAGCUCUGUGGAAAAAGAUUUAGCCAAAAGUCAGCUUUAAAUGAUCACAUGAGAGUCCACACAGGAGAGAAGCCAUUUCCAUGUGAGCUCUGUGGUCAAAGAUUUAGCAUGAAGUCACAUUUAAAUAGUCACACGAGAGUCCACACAGGACAGAAGCUUUUUGUCUGUGAGCUUUGUGGAAAACGAUUCAGCCGUAAGUCAACUUUAAACAGUCACAUUACAUUCCACACAGGACAGAAGCCUUUUGUCUGUGGGUUCUGUGGCCAAAUGUUUUCUAAAACGUCAAGUUUAAUCAGACACAUGAGAGUCCACACAGGACAGAAGCCUUUUCCCUGUGAGCUCUGUGACCAAAUGUUUUCCCAAAAGACAAGUUUAACCAGACACAUGGGAGACCACACAAGGACACAAGGAACUAAUGUAAUAACACAAGUCCAAAAAUGAUUGUAGUUUGUACAUCCUAGUUCCAUGUGUUGCAGCCCUGGUUGUUGUCCUGGAUCAGAGUUGCUUCCAGCCCAUGAGCCACCUCUCCCUGUCCUGCAAGUCACAUUUUGUGACCACUAAGCUGUAAUUAUUUAACUAAAUCUCAGUUUCCAUUGUGAUGCAGCACAAUGCAUCUCUAUUAAUGUUUAUGUUCAUUCAUUUAGCAGACGCUUUUUUUCCAAAGCGACUUACAAUUUAUAACCUAUAGGGCAUGUUGUGAUUUGUGCGGGAAAUCGGAGUACACAGAGGAAACCCACGCAUGCAUGGGGAGAACACGCAACUCCACGCAGAAAGGCCGCAGCCGAGCCCAGUUUUGAACCUGCAACCUUCGUGCUGCGAGGCAACAGUGCUAACCACUGCAGCACCAUGCAGCCAUUUAAGCCAUAUUAAGGUAGCGCGACUCGGGUUGCGAAUGACCACAGUCACCAAUUCUUGACAUGUGUAGCGUUAUGAACAUGCUAUUUUCUGCCCUUAACAGCUGCCCUUUAACACCGUGUCAGUGUGCAUGAAUUGCCACGGUCGUGCGCUUGCUUCUGAUGUUUACAUUCAAGGAAAGAAGACAGAAGAAGGACGAAGAACGCUUUUCAUUAAUUAAUCAAAGAACUUUAUUUCUAAUAAAGCUAAUCAAAACAAAUGUUAGUCAAUAAUAAUCAGGUGACUGAUCUGUGAAAUCAGUGUAAUGAUUUAUGUGUUUAUUGAAUAACAGGACUAACUAUGCCAGACACUCUGAUUCACAUAAGGUAAACAUCAUGACACAUUGUUCGCUCAUUCCAAUCAGAACCUCCGGUCUGUUGCGGGGCAGAGUUCUGUAGUGUUUAUUUAAUCUGUCCACUCCGAUUGGCUAAGAAUUAUAAACAACGAAGUUAAUAAAACAGAGCAACGCCAUUUUAACUUCAGUUCCAUCCAGUUCCAACGGAGUUUCAACGUAGCUCCAACCAGCUCUCAAAGCCAUCAUCGCCAAGUGAAGUGCAGGCUGGCCAGCUGCAUUUUCUACUUUUAAGCUAAGAACUGUCAAGCUGGAAAAUUCUGUCGUUUUAACAACUAGACGACGGUUCCUUCAAAAUAAAAGCUGAACGCGCUGACAUCUGCCUCUGCUACCGGGAGCCGAUCCGCAGACGGGUUUUGUCGUGCUGCAGACGCUGUUUCAUCAGUUCCAGUACCAAGGAAGGUCCGAGGACCUGACAUUCCUGAUCUGACCCGGGAGGCUCCGAAACGGUACGUAGACCGACACAGAUGGCGUUUCAUGUCACUUCCUCCUGAAGUCCUCGUGGUGCGUAGUCAAAACAGCCCUCCUCAGACUCGCCUGCAUCAGCUCGAGAUUCUGAACUGACACACACACACACACACACACCAACACGUCAACAUUCAAAUCCAUAUGCAUCCAUCAUAUAGAGUUAGUCCUGGUGAUUGUUUGAAUUUAUAAUUAUAGAAAUUAAAGAUUCUUAAACGAU
Molecule: messenger RNA, 3374 nt
Organism: Nothobranchius furzeri (turquoise killifish)
Lineage: Eukaryota; Metazoa; Chordata; Actinopteri; Cyprinodontiformes; Nothobranchiidae
Source: RefSeq, a predicted model, not a curated record